Entrophospora candida is the source of this 152-nucleotide messenger RNA. Lineage: Eukaryota; Fungi; Glomeromycota; Glomeromycetes; Entrophosporales; Entrophosporaceae. The record is from the annotation of a GenBank genome assembly.
UUUCUGCUAACAAUCCUGUUCAUGUCACCACCAACAAUAAUAACAAUCAAAAACCCAAAGAUCUUGAUGAUCUUGAUGAUACUGAUAAUGAGGGUCCUACUAACAAUCCCAAUCACAAUCACAAUCAUAAACGUCUCACCAUCAGCAAAAUA